Molecule: messenger RNA, 492 nt
Organism: Botrytis fragariae
Lineage: Eukaryota; Fungi; Ascomycota; Leotiomycetes; Helotiales; Sclerotiniaceae
Exons: 4
Coding region: 1-492 (163 amino acids)
Source: RefSeq, a predicted model, not a curated record
AUGUUUCAAUACUUCUGCGACCUUGUGUUCGGCAUCCUAUUAGAGAUCUUGAGCCAGUAUGGAUCAGGCGAGGAACUUAUGGAGCCAUGGCAAAAUUUUCUACCUUUGACGAUCCUUCGAAACGUGGGAGACUUAACUGUCAGGGAGGCGGCACUGAUCAUGAGGCAACAGCGAACUAUUGCUCGCAUAUCCCGGAAGUCGAACCUUUUAGACAAGAAGUCAUAUAUGAAGCUGAAGCGCUUAGUUGAGGAUAGACUGGCCGAAAGACUAUCUGAAAUGCACAGAAAUUUCAUCGAUUUUGUGCUAUCUUUCGAGAAUUUUGCUCCAUUGAAGCUAGAGAUGAAAAAUAUGGGAGAAGAAAUUCAAGCAAUAACUCAUAGUGGAAAUUCGCCGGUUCGCGGGCGAGACGAGAGCUUUCACUUGAACCCCUGUAUGAUUUAUCGUAGAAGCUUUCUUGAGAAGGCGUUAAUGAGAGCAGCGGAAGCCUCGUAG